Lithohypha guttulata is the source of this 837-nucleotide messenger RNA. It is a transcript of the gene MED8, whose product is annotated as mediator of RNA polymerase II transcription subunit 8. Gene Ontology annotation, cellular component: mediator complex. Bases 1 to 837 code for a protein of 278 amino acids. The record is from RefSeq and is a predicted model, not a curated record. Gene Ontology annotation, molecular function: transcription coregulator activity. Gene Ontology annotation, biological process: regulation of transcription by RNA polymerase II. The transcript has a single exon. NCBI's taxonomy places the organism in Eukaryota, Fungi, Ascomycota, Eurotiomycetes, Chaetothyriales, Trichomeriaceae.
AUGUCUACACAGAACAGCAGACCGGCAGGCGUUACGACAGAGACACAGUCUACAGACCCGACAACCAGAGGAUUGGAAGACCUGUUGCGUCGAGCACAAAUACUAAAUGGAGCGCUCAACUCGUGCGCAAGAGAUCUGGGUGCUAACAGCCCGUUGCUUUCCUUCCCUGUUAUGCAGGCUAGACUAACGCAGAUCCAAGAGGAGUUCAAUCGAUUUGUGACGGCCAUGAGUAAACAUGCCCAGCUACUUCAGACUACGGUGGUCACGCCAACCCCGAACUUUCCAGCUCCAUAUCACGCCGGUAUAGUUGAUGUACUGUUCAGGACACUCCACGAUCCUCAAGUCAAUGAUUGGGAGGAUCGCGGAGUCAAAAUGGCCAUAGACAGGGAGAACAGGCAGGACAGAGAGCAGAGAGAUGGUAGGAUGACUACUCUCUCCAAUACAGACCGUGAGCUGUUCUGGCAACAGGCUCAUCGUAUUUUCAAGAGAGAAGGCAACGGCCACGCUUUUCCUGCUGCUGACAACAACGACUUCACCCUCGAAGAAGUCCGAGACGGUAUCGAAAAUGUGAGGCAUGGCCUGAAACGUGAACUUGUCGUCCCUGAUCCUGACGAUUAUGUCUUACCAAUGGAAGAUGAGGACGAGGACGAAAACAGAGGCAUUCUUGGGGAUGAUGCUGACGACGACAGCGAGGGUGAAGACGCCGCCGUUGACGACGAUACCAUGGCUGUCGAUCAGCCUGCAUCGCGUUCUAAAGCAUCUGCAACUUCACAUCUUGCUAAUCUUCCAGACUCCAUGCCAAUCGACAAUGUGCUGAGAUUCAUGACCAAAGGCUGA